UUUGUUUGACAGGUCUGAUUUGAUGUGGACAAUUUGUACAAGUAAAAAUUAACUUUGCGCCGUUUAAGCUCCUGUUUGACACAGACGCGGAAAUCCGAAAGAACUGCACAAGCUAUCCCUCUGAGGUUUAACUACAGCUAGACAUGGCACAAAUGGUAGGAGGUAUUGGUGAAUCAAAGGAUGCCACUCCUGAGGUGCAGGGGUAUUGUGAGGAGAUGAAACAGGAGGUACUAAAGAAAUCUGGUAAAGAAUCGUUUGAUAUUUAUGAAGCUGUCACAUACAAAACUCAGCUUGUUGCAGGAACCAAUUAUUUUGUAAAGAUCAAGAUCCACCCGAAUGGAGAAUGUAUUCAUGCUAGAAUUUAUCAGCAACUUCCCCACACUGGAGGGGCAUUAGAAGUGACCAGUGUACAAACCAACAAGCAAGAGGCAGAUGCUGUAGAAUACUUUUAGAUCAGCAGUAGGAAAAUGGAGGAGAUUGGGUUUAUACGAGAACAAGCAGCCAUGCUUAGAUAUAAAUUUUAUAAUGCUUGUCUACCAUCGACACAAUACUCAAAUUCUUUCCAUUAAUCCAGCUAUGCAAAACUGAACAGUGUGUAAAAAUGAAAGAAACUCUUAAUGGUUCAUGGACUGAUUUUCAUUAGUGUGCUAAUUAAUAUAACAUGUAUAAUUGUGCAACUUCUUCAAAUUCAAACUUUAUUUUCUUAAUCAUAGAGGGAGCUUUAUUUAUAUUAAUAUUUACAUGUACUUUUCAAGAAUUUUGAUAGAUAAUACAUUUCAUAUUUACCUAAUAUAUAAAUUAAUCUCUGAAUCUGUUUUAUAGUUGCCCAGCUCCAAAUUUAUGUUAAUUUUUGCCAGGUUUUCUUUUUAAAUUUUGGGAGUACUUUUUAUUUUGUUAAAAAGUUUAAAUAAAGAAUUAAAAUGGGCAGUUGAGGGAGCUCCAGGCAGGAUUUAUUUAUGGAAACACUUGGUUAGUGUGUUCAAAAAUGUUUGGACAAGCUCUGUUCAGCAUUAGUGACACAGUUUUAUUGUUCUGAAUAAUGCUUGUCUACUUGUUUUAUCAUUUUUUUGGUUAAUAUAAAAUGUGUUUACAUGAAGAUUGAAACAGUUUAUCAGUUCAUACUACAGCAGUAGAAAUCAGUCAUUGAAAUUCUAUCAGACAAAGGGAGACAACUUUAAUGGUUGUUUUCGUUCUAUUUAAACUUGUGAUCUGAACUACUCAUCAAAGAAAAUUUCACUACAUUAAAUUUAUUGUUAGAAGCACAUUGUCUAGUCAGCACUUUGAGCUUUCUGUAUGAUGUCAGUGUAUAAAUUGAAAUAUAUCCAGGUGUAUGGGGGUAAGUUUUUAAUUUUAAAGGGGCACACCUGCAGAUUCUUUGAAAUUUAGAAAGUGCUUUCAAUAAAAAGUAAAAAUAAAGUGAUUCAAUGACUCAUUGAAGUUCUAGGCAUUAUUUAUCUAUUAAACAUUUUUUUUGAAGAACAAACUAUUGUUUUUUGAUGCAGUGGUUAGUACAGUAUGCCCUUUAUGAGUUUUAUGAAUGAUAUAAAAAAGAACAUUUAUAAACUGAAGGGAACAAUUUAAUGAUUUACACUGCUAAAUUAUUCUACCACAGGCCACUAUUUUGUUUUCUUUUAUUUUGUUGUCUUACAGCAUUGGAAAAACAUUUUACUGUAUGAGGAAGAAACUUACAUAAAAUAUCUUUUGGUUUUUAUGUGAUUAUUUUUUGGGACAGAGUAUAUAUGAUAAUUGAUUAAUUAUUUUCAAUAUAGACUUUUCUUUGAUUUUAGCAAAAUGGUAGCAUUUUACUUGGUUCAUGAUUCUUUUUUUAACAGCUGGACAAAGUUAAAAGUUUUAUGCCCUGAAGCAGUUAACAUAUAGACGAAUUGGUAUGGCCUAGAGCUGUGUAUUGAGAUAGCACAUAACAGGAUACUAUCCUUUUAUCUUGAAGUUUUAUCUUUAGCGAAGGACAUUUACAAGUACAAAUUGAAGAGAUUUAAAAGUGCAUUUUAUUACUUUUAUGACUGAAACUGAUACACACUUCAAAUACUAAUUAUUGAAUAUAUAUGCCUUGUUGCUUUCAUGUUUGUUAUAUUUGCACAUAUCAUUUAUAAAAUACUGACUUUACAGGCAUUCAAUGCAGUUCUUUUUAUUGUCCAGUUUAAAAAUUUAUAUACCUUACUAGCAGAUGCUAACAGAUUUGAAUGGAACACAAUUCUGUAAACCAUCCAAUAACAAGAAAAUUGUGCAAUAACCAAUUAUUGGAACAUCAGGGUGUGUCAAUACAGGUUUUGUUGUUCUAAAUUUAUUUGCAUACAGUAACUAAUUUUGUUCGUUUAGUAUUUUUACCUUUGUGACCAGUGCAGACCAA
Molecule: messenger RNA, 2368 nt
Organism: Mercenaria mercenaria
Lineage: Eukaryota; Metazoa; Mollusca; Bivalvia; Venerida; Veneridae
Product: cystatin-B-like
Exons: 5
Coding region: 144-452 (102 amino acids)
Cellular component (GO): cytosol
Molecular function (GO): cysteine-type endopeptidase inhibitor activity
Source: RefSeq, a predicted model, not a curated record